CGGAAGUGUUGCUAGGUCAAUGUUGUGGAAAUGAUAAUGCGAUGACAAAGAAUCCACAAAUUAUUGAUUUUUCGGUUGUUUUUUACCGACAGUUGUAUUCAGAUUAAAUAUCUAUGAAAUUAUUACAUGUUCUACUGAUCCGGUAGGCUCAGUGCCAUGUGUUGUGUGUCAGACAUAAACAAAAUCUUUAUGAAAGCUGUGGAUUUAUAAGAAAUGGGAUGUUAAACACAGGAAUUAUAGGGGAGAAAGAAAAAAGUUCGGCUGUCAGGAGUUAUAAGAGAGACGAUAAAUGGUCAGUGAAAGAGUUAUAGAUGGCGUAAUGUCUGCAUGCGCCGAAUUUACUCAGAAUGCUUGGAAAAAAGACCUAUGCAUCAACUGUCAAAGGCCUCGUGCUGAACAUGCAAAGACCAGAGAAAAUGAAUCAAGUUCGGCUCCCCACAAAUCUGGAGAGUUGGGAGCUGACUCACCGAAACCUGCAAAAAGGAAUUCUCUUAUGACAAAAUCUUGGACAGCUGCACCAGCAGAUGGCAAAAAUGAUGAAAAUGAAGAUGACCAAUGGAAUGCCAUGUGUUUACCUGACCCAGAUCAGCCUGACAAACGUCUGGAUGACACUGACACUAUAACCAAGCCCCUGAAUGAUACAGGCAGUAAUUAUUAUCCUGAACACAGUUAUGAAGAUAUAGAUGGAGAGGAUUUGAAACAAGGUCAAAGGUUAAAUAAAAGUAGUUUAAAAUUUGAAAAUAAGAAAACUGAUAAAACUGUUACUGUAAUACCUGUUGGAAAUGAUAAAAUAACAUCAAAAAGUGACAACAAAGGUGUUUCAAAGCCAGUUCCAAACCCUGAAGAAAGAUUAAGUACACUGAUACAUGACGGAAAUAAAUUUCCACCAGAUCGGGACCCAAAAUCAAGAUCAAGAUCUUCAUCAAGAGAAAAGUCACCCGCACCAGCUCCAAAACCAAAACUUUUUGAAAAACCAGUAAUUGCUGAUAAAACAAGAUCACAUGAUCUGAACAAAGGUCAUAGACAUAGUGAAGGUGAUAUAACAAAACCAAUUGCAGGAAGUUUAAGUCCAAGAAGUCGUAAAAAAUUGAAAAAAGGUCAAAGGUCAAUAAGCUUUAAGGAGGAUGAAUCCACCGUUAUAGGUGAUGACGGUGGUUUGGAUAAUCUUUAUUCAGAUCAUGAGGAUGACUUCCAAGGUGAUGAUAAUGACAAUAAAGAAAUAAUGAGAUUUACUGAAGAUGAAAAAGAGUGGGCAUUACAAGCAUUGAAAAAUACAAUUUGGAAUACUGAACACAUUAAUGCCGAAAGUGAUAAAAGUGAUAAAAAGAAUGCUCAUAGUAAAGAAUACGAGGAUUUAAAGAUGGAAUCGCUAUGGAAACCAGACCGGUUUGCGAAUGUUAGGGAAUGUGAUCCCCUACCAGAAAGUGCUACUCAAAAUUUUGGAACUUUUCCGUUACGGACUAAGUCUGAAAAGACCGCAAUGGAUAACAUGUUUUCAGGCAAUAGGUUAUCCACUUUAAGUGAAUCAUUAGAAAACAUGUUGGAUGAGUCUAAUGAAGAUAAGUAUGAGGCUGUUUUGAAAUUUCUUGGUGCUGAUAAAAUUGACUUCUCUGGAAGUCCAAAACAUAAAAAUGCUGUUAAAGGAGAUUUGAAUGUUAGUGAUUGUUCUGAUCCCAGUUAUGAUGAUCCUUGGGAGGGGAAAUUUGGUUUUGAGAGUGAAUCGGAAAUGAAUUUAUUAGAUGAGAUUAAAGGUGAGAUAGAUCUGGACUCCAGCACUGCUGGUUUUGCUCUAGUUGAUUUACUGAAUGAUGUGUUAUCUAAAUAUAGCACUGGAACUCCUAGUGAGACAGACUCUGUGAAAAAUUUAGAUUCGCUUGAAGAAGACAGAAAGUCUGAAAAGGCGGAUAAGUCGGAUAAAAAAGAUGGGAAAGAAAAGUCAGCUGAACUUGAAGCCAAAAUGGUAACUCUUGCAGCAAGUUUGAGAAAACAAAGAGCUAAAGGACGAGCUCCAAGACCCCCAAGUUGUCCCCCUCAGCCACCUCCUGAGGUAACCAAUUCUCCCCAGAAGCAGCUUGAGCUAAGAGCUGCUCAGAGUAAGGAGCCAACUUUUAAAAUGGUUCCGAUUGGAAAACCGAUAGGCGGGAAUCCCUUAAGUCAAUCAGCCCCAGCACCUUCUAGUACUAAACCAGAAAUAUCUGGUAGUACAAGUUCUAGCAAUAGUUCUGAAAAUAUUGAAAGUUACAAAAUAAAAACUGAAAAAGACAAACAACCUAAAAAGAGUGGUGGUGGAAUAGGUGGAUUCUUUAGUCGAAUUUUACGUCGUGGGAGAGAUUCGGAUACUGACCUGACGAUAAGUUCUGAAACUUUAGUCUCCAACAGUUCUGAUGGUCACAGUGAUACUGACAGUCUUUCUGAGAAGGGAGGUAACUUUGAGAGACAAGGAUCAGGAAGAGGCUCUAGCAGGGGAGAUAAACAUUCAAAGGGAGAUAAACGAACCUCAAAAUCCUCACCUCAAAUGAAAAUGAAAGUAUUGCCAACUCGGCCAGUAAGUCCAAAGCCACCUGAAAAGCCUCCACAUGUGGACUCUAAAAAGGAGACAGAAAAAGACACAAAACCUAGUCAGAAUGGAUCACCAAAAGUGGAAUCAAAAACAAAAGAUAAUGUUAAAGCAGAAAAGUCAGAAAUUAAUACUAGUCAAAAGAACAAUACCUCAAAACCAGAGCAGUCAGUCUCUAAGUUGUCUCCUUCUAAAUCCAGUGAAAAAGAACUAGCAGCUAGUCCGAAAACCAAAGAGGCCCCACCACUACCACUACAUCCACCAAGAGAAGGUAUUGAACCAGGCUGUGGACCACCAAAACCUAGAGCAAGAGGGAAUUCUGAUGGAGGAGUUCCAAGGUCACGCCCAAGGAUGAGGGACGCGGCUGAUGGAAGACCAAGAGAUACACCUAACGUUCCACCUCCUAAACCACCUGUUGCAGUGAAACCCCGCCCCCCUGCCACACACACAAAAUCAUUAGAUAUCAGUGAUAAUUCUAACAAACCAGCACCAGUUCAACCAAAAGAAAGACUUGCAAGUACAAGUUCUUUAGAGGAAACUGCAAAACAAGUCGAAGAUGCAAAUAAAAAACCUGAUCCUAGAGUUUUACGUAAAAGGGCCAAGUCCCCGAAAAGAUUUGCAGCCCCUGUUGCUCCAGUUAGGGCCUCCAUGCCAAACAUUUUGUCAGAUUCAAAUGCCUCCCUUACUUCCAACGCUUCAGAAUCAAGUAUUCAAAGUUUGCCUGAGAGUAAACCUGACCAACCAAAAGGUUUAGCUUUUGCUAAAGAACUUGAGCAAAAAUUACAAAAAGAACAAAGUAGUGCUACAUUAGAUGGUCGUAAAUUAAGUGCCCCUCCACCCCUUCCAACAACUGCCCCGAAAAUUGAUAGUGAAAAAUCAAAAACAUUACCAGCAGAUAACAGAAAGACUGCUUCUAAAGACAAAGACAUUCCAAAAUCUACGCCAAAGGACCCAGAAAGAUCAAGAAGUAAUUCAAAGGAUGAUCUUAAAACCAGUCCACCAGCUAGUGAUGACAAAGCAAAAUUUAACAGUCUAGAAAGUGAGAACCAGUCACAGACAGCACAAGAACCUGCUGUGCCACCAAUGGAUAUGCCCAUUCAUACAGAGAAGAUUGAGUUGCCAAAAGCAGCAGGUCACAGCAGGAAGAGCUUCCUAGGGAAGUUGAACCGGAAAAACAAACCACCGGCGCCACCAUCGGUAAAACGAACAAAGUCGAUCACAGAGUCUCAUGUACUUGCUGACCAUCAUAUGAAGAAGAUCGAUCUAAAGGAUAUAUCUGGACCUGUGCUGAUUACAGAAAUGUCAUCAAACAAAGUUGUCAACAGACGUAACACAAUCUCCCUUGGCGACGACAAUCCAUUUCUGUCUGGUGGUUCUACAUCUUCGGGAUCAACUUCAGGGGAGAAAUCUGAUAUUUCGCCUCGAGGUUCAGUGGAAAACCUGUAUGAGUUUAUCAAAACGGAGGCCCCAACACCUCCUGUUGGCGACAAGAAAAAUCUGUAUGAUCCUGUUGUAGAGAAUAACGUGGUUGGUCUGAGACCACCGUCAAUGACGGGCAGUGAGGGUUACCUGGAACCAAUCAAGUCUAACAGUGCUGGUGGGGAACUAGUCUUUCCCAACAUGGCUGAAUCCACGUCAAGUAUGGGCUCCAUGACAACCAGCAUGGUUGCUAUGGCAAACACUAUGGCUGACAUGAGUAAGUCAACAGACAGCUUUCAAACAACAACAGAUGUGAACCAACACGGGCUGGAAGAUUUGGACAUAAGUCCAGAACGAAGAGAACUGUUGGCUUCCCAGCCAAUAUAUGAAGAGAUAACCAAUGGAUAUGGAAAAUUUGGCACAGGUCAGACAUCUGCUUUGGAACAUGGUGACGAACAUUUUGAAAAUGUUGAAGAGGAAUUUUAUGGUGUGCAUGACCCGCCACAAAAUAACGAACCCAAUCAGAUUUUAGCAUCAAAUUUGAAAAAUAAAGAAUCUUUCUCGUCAGAUUCUGAACUGUCUUCUGCUAACAGUAGCCUUUCCCGCCCUCGGCCAUUCCCUAGAAAACGGCCUCGCCAUGUUGGGUCAGGUUUUGAACAGUACGUAGCUAUGAACAGACCAAGUGUGGCAGUCUUUCUGAAUGAAGAACAAUUACGCGAAAUGUUGAGUAAAUUGACAGCCAUGAAUUUGAAUACACUAAGAGAUAUAUACACACAGCAUGAGAAAUGUUUCACAAAGGAGAGUCUACAUUUAGGGUCGGUAGGGCCAUUGAAGUGGCAAGAUUUCGACAUCUAUGGCAAGCCCCUCCACACUUCAGAGAAAUGUGUUGUUUACAAUGCUAAAAUGAGGACGACGAUGUCUCCAUGCCAAGUUAUGUUAUUGCAUUCCAGACCUGAAAUCACGGCGGCCAAUCAUCCAAGUAUGCUGAAACCUACAUGUAUAUUCACAGACUCUGUUCCAUUCAGUUACCUUACAGACGCAUUCAUAAAAACUAGUCAAAUUCUUGAAACAACUGUCAAUCAAGCAAACGCAAACAUGGCAAAAUGCUUCAUUGUUGUUGGUUUGUUUGAUAUAACCGAAAGUUUAACCAGUCACAUGAAUUCCUUAGAAACAGUCUGCGAAAAUCAAAGAGAUUUUUUACGAAAAGUUUUAUUUUUCGUCCUACAACUGUUAAGUGCAAUAUCUCACUGUUUGGAACAAGGACAUCCACUGUCUGAGGCAGAUUUCCAUGACUUGUAUUUAAUCUCUAACCCAUACUGUCUCGGUGAGACUGUAUCCUUCUUACCACAAGUUCGGGCACCAGAAGACCAGCGCAUUGAUCGUGUUUGCCUAUUUUUAGAAAAAUUUAUACUCGAUAUGUGUGCGAAAUGUGAAGCAAAUGCAGUUCUAGAUGACUCAGCAUUUUUCAUAUACACCGGAGUACAGAGAGUGAUUGAACUGGUGGAAUCCGGUGUAGCGGAAUGUCUACCGAUAGUGAGAAGUUAUACCGAAUUUCUUUUAUGGGGACCAGGGGAAGGGGAUUCUGAAUUUCGGGAUGAUCGCCUAAGUAAUCUCGAACCCAAAUUGUCAAUGUGGUUGGAAAAGGAAAGGGCUAUGUUGAUACAUGAUUUUGCUGGACGAAUUCAGCGCGGGGCCAGAUGUAACAUAAAAGACUUCUAUAAGAUGAAGUUCCUGCUGAAAGCAAGUUCGGGAAGUCUUGCGGAAUGCAUCCGAUGUCAUACUGCGUCAGCAUCCUAAAGUUAUUGUGAUUAACGAUUAAUUUGUGCUGAAUUUAUUUUUUAAAAAAACACCAAGACGUCAGAUUUACUUGCUCAUUGUGUACACUUUUGAUACUGAAAUUGCAUCCUUUUUUUAAAUAUUUUUUAAGGUUCUUCUUUAUCUUCAGUGCUUAUAUUAUGUUGAAAGUUUUGUCAGACAAAUUUUGUUUCUUGUUCGCAAGGAAGUAUAGUACACAGAAAACCCAGAAAAUUGUUACAGUAAGACUUCAUACUGUUAAAUGUUUUAGUGCUCAAUUUUGAUAAGGUAUUUUCAUUAAUAUGAUUUUUAAAAAUAUCAUGUUUUCAGUGUAGUUUGAUCAGAACUGAAUAUAGUGACAGCAUGUCAUGAAUUCAGCAAAUUGACUUUGUUGUAAACAACAUACAGAAGUGGCUUAGAUUUUUAGUUUCCAGAAAAUUUUUCUUACCUUAAUUUGGACAUUUUGAUCUUAAGUAGGAGAAAUAUCAUGAUCCUAGUUAUUUCUUUUGUGGAAUCUACUAUUGUGAAACAUUUAUUUUUGCUGGGUACUACUUUUCGUGGAUUUUGUUUUUUGCAUCAAUACAUGAAAUUAAGGUGGCACUGGACCUUGGACAAAAAAUAUAAAAUAUUAACCUACAGAAAUGAAAUUUUAUUGGAAUAAAGAUUAAAGACUGUAUUUUCGGAAAACACACAAUACUUUUUAGUAUUUCCUAUGUUUUCUUGUUAGGAAGAGCGCCCUCUAGCGGUACCUGCAUUUCUCACGGAAAAGUUAGUUAUUCUGCAGGUACCGCUUUUGUGGGGUUAUGAUUUCUUGGAUUCUAUUUUUUGAAGCAAAAUGAAUAAGAAUUUUUAUUUUUACAUUGAAGUUUUAUUUCAUGGAAUGGAAUGACGCAAUCAUAAAAUCCAUGAAAAUUAUUCUCCACCCCAUGAUUUUACAGUAGUGUAUCAGCUGUGUAUAUAACAGAGGUUUUAGAACUUAGUCUGAAUUACCUGCCCCUUGACUGCUACAUGCCAGGAACCAGACUGUUUUAAGACUUUGUAAACUGCUACAUGCCAGAAACUAGACUGUUUUAAGACUGUAAACUGCUACAUGCCAGGAACCAGACUGUUUUAAGACUGUAAACUGCUACAUGCCAAAUACCAGGGUAUUUUAAGGCUUAGUAAAAUGUUACAUGCCAGGAACCAGGCUAUUUUAAGACUUUGUAAACUGGAAUCAUAUUUUACAUAUAUAAACUUCUUGAUGUUUAUUUAUAUUCGUUUUUAUGGCAGCCAUAAUAAAUGAUGUAACUUACAUGCCAUUCAUAUGCAUAAAUAAAGAUGUUAAGAUUUCAGUAUGAAUGUAUGUAUAUGACAUUGUGUAAAAACAAUUCUUAUAUACAGUGUUAUGGUUAAGUACCUUAAGUCUCACUACUUGAACAUAAUAAUGGCCUAAGUGGAUGUCCUAGCAAAGGCAAAAAUGAAAUUCAGCAAAAGUAGACCCAAGUUAUGCACUGCAUGUUUUUUUUUCCAAGAAUUCUCUUGAGUAUGUAGGAAUGGCUUGAAAUUUCACACUUUGGAUGUUUAAUGAUCUGAAUUUUUACGCUUUGGAUGUUUAAUGAUCUGAAUUUUUACACUUUGGAUGUUUAAUGAUCUGAAUUUUUACGCUUUGGAUGUUUAAUGAUCUGAAUUUUCACGCUUUGGAUGUUUAAUGAUCUGAAUUUUUACACUUUGGAUGUUUAAUGAUCUGAAUUUUUACGCUUUGGAUGUUUAAUGAUCUGAACUUUGACAUUUUGAAUACAUAAUGAUCUGAAUUUCACACUUUGGAUGUUUAAUGAUCUGAUUUAGACCCUUUGGUUUGCGUAAUGAUCUGAAUAGCGACACUUUGAAUGCAUUAUGAUCUGAAUUUUGACAGGAACUUACACACAUACAUAUAUGAAAUCUUAAUUUCUCUAUUACUACGGAAAAUUUGUGAUGUCCGGUGACUGUUUUUGUAUAACUUGGAACAAAUAAAUGUGCAAUAUUUUGUAUAUAUUUUAUAUCUAUGUUGUCAAUAUUAUUAAAACAUUUGUUAAGAAAGAAAUCCAUACUCGGAAGAAAGAAUUUAAUCAAAAUUAGUUUCACUAUGACUCAUUGAAAUAUUCCCAGUCAGUAUUCAGUGAAAAAAGGCUGGUUGUUGAAAAAGACACUAUUGCUUUUGUUGCAACUUGAUGACAAUUCAUUUUACUGGUAAAUGACUAAAGGAGAAAAAUUGUUCAUUUGAACUGGUCUCGUCAACUCAAAAAACAUAAUUUUGAUUAGAGUCUUUCUUAUUUAUGUUUCUGUUUGUGUUGUUAGUGUAUAAAUUUGAAAAAUGUAUAAACUAGACUUUAUAUAUGCAAUCUGCUUUCAUUCCUAUUAUGUUAUGGCUUAAGAAAACAUGCUUAUGUAUAUUUUGUUGUUAUUAGCUUACCUAGAACUACUUCUUAAAGUAUAUUCACAUGGCUCCAUUUGACUGUACUUUGGUUUAACUGUAGAAAAAACAACAACAUUUUAAUGACUUUUUAAUGGAUGUUCACUAAACUUGGUCAGAAGCAUCGGUGUAUGGGCUAGGGGAGGUGAGCAAUUGAAGGACCUCAGCCCGGGGUUGUGGAUUUGAGCCCGACUGGGUUCACAACCAUGCCUUCUCGUAUGAAACCAGUACUGGUUUUCCCUGGAAGCAGACUCGAGAGUCGUUCAGAUUAGCUUGAAGCUUUCAUCUUAGAUGGACAAGUUCAUGAUAAAACUUAA
Mercenaria mercenaria is the source of this 8515-nucleotide messenger RNA. RefSeq lists its product as uncharacterized. Bases 290 to 5773 code for a protein of 1827 amino acids. The record is from RefSeq and is a predicted model, not a curated record. Lineage: Eukaryota; Metazoa; Mollusca; Bivalvia; Venerida; Veneridae. The transcript is spliced from 7 exons.